UUCACCAUUUCUCCGCUUCACUCUUCCCCUUCAAUCUCCCAUUCCCCACCACUUCCCCUCCGUGCAUCCUUAAUUAACUUUCAAAUCUACUUAAACACCUAGCUCCGUCCUCCCUUCGUUCCUCUUUAUAUAAUUAAUCCCGGCCCCCUCUCCCACGCUGCUUAGCUCCUUCUUCAAUAUGCCUAAGCCACGUCCCAAACAGGGAUUCAUGCAGGCAAGCUUGAAGAACCGCGCUGCUAUGGCGGGGCGUUUGGUUAACGAGGUCGUCAGCUUCGUCGUCUUCACCGUCUUGGAUCUCCUCGACGCUGUGCUGUGUUUGGUGUACAAGCUUCUUGACUAUGCCUUUGAGGCAGAAUGGAAGCCGUGCUAUUGCUCCUCCUCGGCGCGCGAAAUGAUAACGAGCAGCGGCAAUAUACUCGUCUCGGAGAAAGGCGGAUGGUCUAAGAUUGUAUGCCUGUGCUCCAGCAAGAUCCAUCUUGAGGAUAUUUCCGACACUCUGUAUUCCCGCCCCCCGCUUCUCUCCGAGCUCUCGCGCUCCACCAUCACUGAGCUUCGCCGCUUCGGCUCAACACGCUCGGACGCGGCGUCUGUCACCACGUUCACGAUCAACUCUGCCAUUGUAGAGAUGCUGCAGGGGAAGAUUGGCGGCCGGAAGUCUAAUCCGAUUCCUCGCUGGUCUGACUGCGCCUGCGAGCGGUGCGCCGGUUGGUGCUCUCCCUCCGCCUCCGGAGACUUAUACGUGCAGGCGCAGUAUCCGCCAGAUGGAGUGGCAGCGGUGGAGGAUGUGCUGUUCAUCCACGGCUUCAUAUCGUCGUCAGCGUUUUGGACGGAGACGGUCUUCCCUAAUCUGUCGGAGGUGGCGAGGUCGAGAUACAGGUUUUUCGCGGUGGAUUUGCUGGGGUUUGGCCGGAGCCCGAAGCCGGCGGAUUCACUGUACACGCUGCAGGAGCACGUCGACAUGAUAGAGCGGUCGGUGUUGAAGCGCCACCGGGUGCGGUCCUUACACAUUGUCGCUCACUCUCUCGGCUCCAUACUUGCGCUUGCUCUCGCCGUCAAGCACCCCGACGCCAUUAAAUCACUCACUCUCCUCGCACCGCCUUACUUUCCAGUGCCGAAGGGGGUACAGGGAACUCAGUAUGUGCUCCGGCGGGUGGCGCCGCGGCGGGUGUGGCCGAUGAUAGCGCUGGGCGCAUCGGUGGCCUGCUGGUACGAGCACAUCAGUCGAAGCGUGUGCCUACUCAUGUGCAAGCAUCACCGCUUCUGGGAAUUCCUCUUUCGCCUUUUAACCUGUAACAGGAUAAGGACAUUUCUGAUGGAGGGAUUCUUCUGCCACACGCACAACGCGGCAUGGCAUACGCUUCACAACAUCAUCUGCGGCAGCGCGGGGAAACUAGAAGGCUACUUAGACACAGUAAGGGAGAGGAUGCGCGCGUGCGAGGUGACGGUGAUCCAUGGCUGUGACGACGAUCUCCUCCCCGUAAGUUGCAGCGCCGCCGUCAAGGCCAGAGUCCCGCGCGCCAACCUCCGCCUCAUCAAAGGCAAGGACCACAUCACCAUUGUCAUCGGCCGGCAAAAGGCUUUUGCCCGAGAACUCGAGCAGAUCUGGGCCUCCCCGAGUCUCAAAGCAAGCUUUCCCCGACGAACCCUACCGGAAGCAAAAAGGCCAAAAACAGAGGGUGGAAGCGGAGGAGAUUAGUGAAGGGAUUUCCAGAUGGGAUUUUUUUUUUUUUAAUUCAGAAAUUAUGAAGUUGCUGGGUUUGUGUAAUCUGUAUUCAUUAUUGUGUAGGGGAGGAACUUUUAUUUGGUUCGGUUGACCGGAUGCAAGAAGUAUGCGGUCGUAGGCAAAAAAAAGGCGGUAUCGAGGUGCACCGAGUUUUUUGAAAAACUCGAUACACCUCGGUACCGAGUUUGUUUUUUCCUACGACCGGAUGCUUCUCUGCAUCCGAUCGGAGGACGUAAUAAUUGUUCGUAGGGGAGGGGGGGAUGAUGGCUGAUGAAUUUGUCGCCACGAAAAGGUUCGAGUAAGGGUACAUUACUCUAAAAAUAGAA
Dendrobium catenatum is the source of this 2049-nucleotide messenger RNA. RefSeq names its product probable lysophospholipase BODYGUARD 1. Lineage: Eukaryota; Viridiplantae; Streptophyta; Magnoliopsida; Asparagales; Orchidaceae. The coding region runs from base 179 to 1696 and encodes 505 amino acids. The transcript is spliced from 4 exons. The record is from RefSeq and is a predicted model, not a curated record.